CUUUGUCUUUCAUUAUUUGUUUACCUCUUUUAAACAGCAGGACAUUGUUUACAAUAUCAUACCAUAGCUUUCAUUUACCGAGAAGGUAACAGAGGAGAAUCAGAAGAAACAUAAUGAAGAUCUCAAAUGUUUUACUUGUUUGUUGUGUAUUGAUCUUAUCUCUAGAAUGCUGUUCGUCAAGACCACAUGGUACAGACUCGAUUAAUUCUGGUGAAUUUGAUGAAUCAGGAAAUCUUGCAGAAUCAGGAGCUUCUGGGAAGUCUGAUAAAGGCCACGAAAAAAGGCGAAGAAGCUUGUUUAAUUCUGAGGAGACAGAGACACAAGCCGAAUCAGGAGAAUCUGCUGAAUCCGGGGAAUCUGGCGAGUCCGGGGAAUCUGCUGAAUCCGGCGAGUCCGGGGAAUCCGCUGAAUUCGGAGAAUCGGGCGAAUCUGGGGAAUCUACUGAAUCCGAGGAGUCCGGGGAAUCCGGGGAGACCUCAGAAUCCGGGGAAUCUGGUGAGUCCGGGGAAUCUGGUGAGUCCGGGGAGUCAGGCGAGUCCGGGGAAUCUGGCGAGUCCGGGGAAUCAGCUGAAUCUGGAGAAUCCUUAGAAUCUGGUGAAUCUGAGGAGUUUGCCUACGAAUAAAAUAAAAUUUACUCUCGAAAAUCCCUUCAUCUCAACUUACAAUAAUGCUUCCAUUUAAACUAGAAGCACAAUAUUUUUAUCAUUUUAUAAAAGGGUAUUGACAUGUAUUAAUUUUUUCCGCAAUUUUUUUAUACAGGAACGAGUUUGAUAAGUACAUCUUGAUAAACCUCUGUCAUAGGUUCAUGUUCAGCUCUCUAGUUAGACCAUCAUGUUUCAUCUCCGAGAUUAUUGAUUAUGGUCCAUUUUGUGAAUUCAAGUUACUUAAUUUAUGGAAGUUUUACAACGCAUGCUAACUCUGAAAUGGCACGUGCAGAAAUUUACCAGAUAAGCCUGGUAACAAUAAAAACAAACCAACUUUGUUGUUUUUGACGGAGUCUUUGAGUGGAAUUGACGGUAAAAAAAAAUUCUCAGCUCAGAGCAGGGGGCUGGGAAUAGAACAGUAGAAUUAAGAGUAGAUCCAUUUUGUGGUACCCCUCACCCUAGACCUGACCAAAAGGUUCCGAUCUAGUGAAUCUGUCUGAUCAUAACAAGAAAAAUUAGUUUUAAUCGUCCUUGAAAACUGAUGUUAUUAAAACUCGAUGUCUGGCAUCAAAGAUGCGCAUACUUGAAUAAACUUUUU
This is a messenger RNA of Pocillopora verrucosa, 1242 nucleotides long. RefSeq names its product processed variable antigen. The record is from RefSeq and is a predicted model, not a curated record. Lineage: Eukaryota; Metazoa; Cnidaria; Anthozoa; Scleractinia; Pocilloporidae.